AAACAAGUCUCGAGCAUUCGACGACUGCGACCCUUGGCACUGGCUAGCCUCUUACGGUGUCCGCCAUCAUUGAUUCAUAGUGACUCAUGAUACGGUGGCACACAAGUCCUGACACAUACUGAUUCCCUCACCAGAUCUCUAUCCACCAGCACCCAUUUAAACAAGAUAUUGCGAGCUCUACAAAAUGGACGGGCCGGCACGAAGCAUCCACCAAAUAGAACUGGCUGUUCCUGUGCAUCAGGCCAGCCAUCUACCAAAAAGCCGACGCCCGUGCCCUGUUUCCGCGCCCUGAAAGGGUCAUUUGCAAGACCUCAAGCCCCCCAUGUCAUCCUUCGAACCCUCCAUCUGCUCUUCCGAGAGACUGUUUCCUAACCCGGAAACCAGCUCGGAACGGAUCGCAGCCCUAUCCUUACUGGAUGCCAUCACCGUCAAUUUCUUGGAUACCUGCGCGGUUUGGCUCUUCGAGCGUCCCCAUCUGCAAACCCAGUUCGAUCUGGUGGACCACCUCCGUCAGUCCCUCAGGGUCACGCUGGACGCCUAUCCACAGUGGUGUGGCUUAGUCAAGAUCAUCAACACCGUGGACGGUCCUCCUGCCACUGGUGAGGAUCACCUGGCACCUCAUGCUCGCCGCUUUGGACGCGUGUAUGCCCAUCAUGGCACGCGCUCCGAUCCAGGCGUUGCAUUUGUCGCCGCACGUUCAACUGCGACCCUCGAUGAGCUCCAUCCUUCUUCGCGCCCGACCUCUCAAGCCCUCUGGAACCAGGAGAAGGUGUCUCUGUCACAGUUUGUCCCAAAGACCCAAUUAGUGAACCCGGCCAAAGUCAGCGAUGCCGACAUCAUCCCUCCAAUCAUGGCCAUCCAGGUCACAGAAUUGGCCUGCGGGGGAUUCGCCUUGGCGGUCAAGAUAGCUCAUACUCUCGCAGAUGCGAGCGCUUUGGUCUAUUUCGUCAAGGACUGGGCGAGCGUGAGCCGUUCUGUGUUACUGGGCGAGGCUACGCCGGUACUGAGUCCUGUGUUCGACCCCGAGCGAUUGGAUAACGCUGCAGCAGGGGAUAUCAACGCGGUCACGCCCGACGAGUCAAUCAUCCAACAGACGAAGAGCUUGCCGUUUCAUCGCUAUGACUGGUGGAAUGUGCCAGCUGACUCGCCUCUGAAGAUGCGCAUCCCUGAAGUGUUCCGGAACCAGGAGCUCCCCCCUGCGGGGAAACAAAUACCGUGGCCGGAAUGGGACACGAAAGCGCCGGUGUCCCAUUACAUCGUACACCUGAGUCGGGACCAGGUCGAGGCCAUCUGGAAACAAACUAGCAACGCGUCCUCCGCGGACACCAACGACAGCCGACUGAGUCGGCACGAUGCCGUCCUGGCCCAUAUAUGGGCGAGCAUCAACCGAGCCCGGAACAUGCACAACGACCCCGGGCCGGUCCACUGCGACCUGACGUACGGGUGCCGACCGGCGUUUCAGCUAGGCGAUGCCUUUAUGGGGUCGCUUGCCGUGAUGGUCAAUGUGGAGAUGGCUGGGGCGGACGUGACGACGACGGCAAAUUCGGACGGCAAGCAAAGCGCCGUCCUUCCGCCCAUCGCGCAGCGCAUCCGCCAAACUCUCUCUCAAGUGCGCGAUCCGGCCCUCUUGGCAGCCCAUCUCCACAGUCUGGCCUACGAAAAGUCCCCGCAGCGUAUCUGGCAGGGCUUUCUCGGAAGUCGUCACGUCAUGACCACGACGUGGGCACGCGCAGGGCUGUACGAGGUGGAUUUCGGGCUGGGUCCGCAACCCACGGCUCGCUACGCGGACGGCAUUCUGGCCAAUCUGGACGGGCUCGUCUUGAUUAAAGAGGCGCCACCCGAUCGGACGUCGGAUGUCAACGACGAAGCUCUGCCGACCUGGACGGAUCACGGGGUCGAUGUUCAGCUUCACUUGCAAACAGAGGAUAUGGAACGGUUGCUCCUGGAUCCUUUGCUAUUCCCGAACCAGCAAUGAAGAACAUAACCAUAGAACUGCAUAAUAACGAUACCCCCGACUACUGUGUACUAAGAUUUCCUCAGUCCAAGAAGUACAUCCAUGUUCAACAACCUAUAACCAUUUACAUAUACCCCACCCAACCCCUAUCCCAAACCCUCUACCCCUAAUUACACCUAUAAUUUAUAGUUUAUAACCAUAAUC
This is a messenger RNA of Aspergillus sclerotioniger CBS 115572, 2158 nucleotides long. Its product is annotated as transferase family protein. Bases 323 to 1975 code for a protein of 550 amino acids. NCBI's taxonomy places the organism in Eukaryota, Fungi, Ascomycota, Eurotiomycetes, Eurotiales, Aspergillaceae. The transcript has a single exon. The record is from RefSeq and is a predicted model, not a curated record. Gene Ontology annotation, molecular function: acyltransferase activity, transferring groups other than amino-acyl groups.